Messenger RNA from Bubalus bubalis (water buffalo), 7809 nucleotides. RefSeq names its product solute carrier family 12 member 6 (gene SLC12A6). The transcript has 25 exons. Gene Ontology annotation, biological process: cell volume homeostasis; chloride transmembrane transport; chemical synaptic transmission. The record is from RefSeq and is a predicted model, not a curated record. Gene Ontology annotation, cellular component: membrane. Gene Ontology annotation, molecular function: potassium:chloride symporter activity. NCBI's taxonomy places the organism in Eukaryota, Metazoa, Chordata, Mammalia, Artiodactyla, Bovidae. Bases 1372 to 4824 code for a protein of 1150 amino acids.
AGGCGCUCGUGGGGACGGUGCCGCCCUCCGACCGCUCCCCUAGGCUUCUCUUCGGACCGUUAACCUCGAAUGAGGAACGAGCGGGGAGGAAAGGGCGGGGCUGCGGCGGCGCGGGCUCAGCCCGCCGGGCCCGGGGCCGGGGGCGGCGAGGUCACGUAACUGCAUCUCUGGCGUCUGGCCAGGGAGGGGGCGCCCUCCCUGGCAGCUCCAGCCGUCCUGCGCGCGCCGUGGCUCUGAAACAGUUACCGGCUCAUAAACAACAGCUGCGCGCGCACCCGCAUCAGCUGGCGCCGAGAUCCCGCACCUGCGACCUCCUCCUACUCACAUCCUCGCUGCUCUCUCCAGCUCAGCCAGGGCCAGCCUGAACUGAGGCCACCUCCUCUUCAUUUAGAACCCGAAGGAAGAACAGCGAGGGCUGACCUUGCGCCGGGGCUCUGGUAGGGAAGAGAGCUUCUUCGGCAAAGGGGUGGCUCGUCCUGUCACGCGCGAGAGAAACCGAGUGAGCCAGUCGGGGGCUCGAUGGACUGACUAGCAGCGACCUGCCUCGACCCUGAGCUGCAGUCCGCGGAGUCUCGAUCAACUAGCCGCCUCCUCCCAGAUCCUAGGGACCUUUCUGCCAGAAGAGCGGGCGAGCCACCCCCGCAGGCCUCUUGAAGGCAGAAAUCCGCUCUGCCCCUGCAGCCUCUGCUCACCGUUCUCUCAUUCUCCUCCAGCCGGAGUGUGCGAUUAUUUUUCCCGUUAUGCGUGCGCACCUCUCCCACCAGACCCAAGUGGAUUAUCGGCCUCAGAAACGUCGGGUGGCUCUACACACACCUCCUCCCAGCCAGACCUGUGGGGUAUUCACCUGAUACACAACAGGUGGCCGGGUAUUCACCGUUUCGCAAUCUGAUCUAUGCUGUAUUCGUCUGAUAACGGUGGGCUUGUGCGCACUUUGCUCAACUAACCGUGGGACAUUUACAGAUAAAAAAAAGGACUAACUACCUCGGCCGAAACCUUAGGGUCGAGGCGAGAAAGGCUUUGUCACCUGCUUUUCUGACCAUGGCCCUGAGCCCACAUCCCUGGACCAGAGGAGAUAACUAGGUAUCUCUUCAUUCUGAAGAAACGAAGUUACACGAGAUUGGCAUCGUUUUGUCUUUUUUUUUUUUUUUAAUAUUUUUCAACUGUUGGUAGUGCACUUUUUAGGACAGCUUGAAUUCUUGAGUAGAAGGAUUCUUAUAUGUAGUGGCUUUUCGUGUGGUGUAAAUCAAGGUAACUGAAGGUUGUUUUUCGUGUUUUUAGUUAUCUUUUCUAUUUUUGCAAUCAGAAGUAGCCUGCAAAGGAAGAAGGGGUUUUCUUUUUUCCUUGUCCUUAUAAAGAAAGAGAAAAAUAAAAAUGCAUCCUCCAGAAACCACCACCAAGAUGGCUUCAGUUCGGUUCAUGGUGACACCAACAAAGAUCGAUGACAUUCCAGGUUUGUCAGACACCAGUCCGGACCUCAGCUCUCGAUCCAGUUCCCGAGUAAGAUUUAGCUCCCGGGAAAGUGUGCCCGAAACCAGCCGUAGUGAGCCUAUGAGUGAGAUGUCUGGAGCCACCACUUCCCUGGCAACGGUUGCACUGGAUCCAGCCAGUGACCGGACAUCUAACCCCCAGGAUGUUACUGAGGACCCGAGUCAGAACUCCAUCACAGGGGAACACAGCCAGCUGUUAGAUGAUGGACAUAAGAAAGCGCGAAAUGCUUAUCUUAACAAUUCCAAUUAUGAAGAAGGAGAUGAAUAUUUUGAUAAGAAUUUGGCACUCUUUGAGGAAGAAAUGGACACCAGACCAAAGGUGUCUUCUCUCCUUAGCCGCUUGGCCAAUUAUACUAAUCUGACACAAGGAGCAAAGGAACAUGAAGAGGCAGAGAACAUCACUGAAGGGAAAAAGAAGCCCACCAAGACUCCCCAAAUGGGUACCUUCAUGGGUGUCUACCUCCCAUGUCUACAAAAUAUUUUUGGAGUGAUCCUGUUUCUGCGCCUCACAUGGGUGGUGGGCACAGCUGGAGUUCUGCAGGCCUUUGCAAUUGUCCUUAUCUGCUGCUGCUGUACGAUGUUGACUGCUAUCUCCAUGAGUGCCAUUGCCACUAAUGGAGUGGUGCCAGCUGGAGGCUCAUACUUCAUGAUUUCCCGAGCACUGGGCCCGGAGUUUGGUGGAGCUGUUGGCCUCUGCUUCUAUCUUGGUACCACAUUUGCAGCAGCUAUGUAUAUCCUUGGUGCCAUUGAAAUAUUUCUGGUAUAUAUCGUCCCUCGAGCCGCCAUCUUUCAUAGUGACGAUGCACUCAAGGAGUCAGCAGCCAUGCUAAAUAACAUGCGUGUCUAUGGGACAGCCUUCUUGGUCCUCAUGGUAUUGGUGGUAUUCAUCGGCGUACGCUAUGUGAACAAGUUUGCCUCACUCUUUCUGGCCUGUGUCAUUGUGUCCAUCUUGGCCAUCUACGCUGGAGCCAUCAAGUCUUCUUUCGCACCUCCACACUUCCCGGUCUGCAUGCUGGGCAACCGCACCCUUUCAUCAAGACAUAUUGAUGUUUGCUCAAAGACCAAGGAAGUUAACAACAUGACAGUGCCGUCAAAGCUGUGGGGCUUCUUCUGUAACUCAAGUCAGUUUUUCAACGCCACUUGCGAUGAGUACUUUGUUCACAAUAAUGUCACUUCGAUCCAGGGCAUCCCUGGAUUGGCUAGCGGUGUCAUUGCAGAGAAUCUUUGGAGUAAUUAUCUACCAAAGGGAGAGAUCAUUGAGAAGCCCUCAGCCAAAUCUUCUGAAGUCUUAGGCAGCUUAAACCAUGAGUAUGUCCUUGUGGACAUCACCACCUCUUUCACUCUUCUGGUGGGCAUCUUCUUUCCCUCUGUCACAGGCAUCAUGGCAGGAUCAAACAGAUCUGGGGAUCUGAAAGAUGCUCAAAAGUCCAUUCCCAUUGGCACUAUCCUUGCCAUCCUGACCACCUCCUUUGUCUAUUUAAGCAACGUUGUCCUUUUUGGUGCAUGUAUUGAAGGUGUUGUCCUCAGAGACAAGUUUGGAGAUGCUGUGAAAGGUAAUCUGGUGGUAGGAACCUUAUCUUGGCCAUCCCCGUGGGUGAUUGUUAUUGGCUCCUUCUUCUCCACAUGUGGGGCUGGACUUCAGAGUCUCACAGGAGCACCGAGGCUGCUACAGGCUAUAGCCAAGGAUAACAUCAUACCCUUUCUGAGGGUUUUUGGUCACAGCAAAGCCAAUGGGGAACCUACCUGGGCUUUACUUCUGACUGCUGCCAUUGCAGAACUGGGGAUCCUUAUUGCCUCCCUGGAUCUCGUGGCUCCAAUUCUUUCCAUGUUUUUUCUCAUGUGUUACCUCUUUGUGAAUUUGGCAUGUGCCUUGCAAACAUUGCUUCGAACACCCAACUGGAGACCCCGGUUCCGCUACUACCACUGGGCACUCUCUUUCAUGGGAAUGAGUAUCUGUCUGGCUCUGAUGUUCAUUUCUUCCUGGUAUUAUGCCAUCGUAGCUAUGGUAAUAGCUGGUAUGAUCUACAAAUACAUCGAGUACCAAGGAGCUGAGAAAGAAUGGGGUGAUGGUAUCCGCGGGCUGUCCCUCAGUGCAGCCCGAUUUGCUCUGCUUAGGCUGGAGGAAGGACCACCACACACUAAAAACUGGAGGCCUCAGUUGCUUGUAUUGCUGAAACUAGAUGAAGACCUACACGUCAAGCAUCCUCGUCUCCUCACCUUUGCUUCACAGCUUAAGGCAGGAAAGGGUCUCACAAUUGUGGGCUCUGUCAUCGUCGGGAACUUCCUGGAGAACUAUGGUGAAGCGUUAGCUGCUGAGCAGACCAUAAAGCAUUUAAUGGAGGCAGAGAAGGUGAAAGGAUUCUCCCAACUGGUUGUGGCCGCCAAACUGAGGGAGGGCAUUUCCCACCUCAUCCAGUCGUGUGGCCUUGGGGGCAUGAAGCACAACACAGUGGUGAUGGGAUGGCCAAAUGGCUGGCGCCAGAGUGAAGAUGCUCGAGCUUGGAAGACUUUUAUUGGCACAGUUCGAGUGACAACUGCUGCCCAUCUGGCCCUGCUGGUGGCCAAAAACAUCUCCUUCUUUCCCAGCAAUGUGGAGCAGUUUUCUGAGGGCAACAUUGAUGUGUGGUGGAUUGUACAUGAUGGGGGGAUGCUCAUGCUAUUACCAUUCCUACUGAAACAGCAUAAGGUGUGGCGAAAAUGCAGCAUACGGAUCUUCACAGUAGCCCAGCUAGAAGACAACAGUAUUCAGAUGAAGAAGGACCUGGCCACCUUCUUGUAUCACCUUCGCAUUGAGGCAGAGGUGGAAGUGGUAGAGAUGCACGACAGUGACAUAUCUGCGUACACUUACGAGCGCACCCUGAUGAUGGAGCAGAGGUCACAGAUGCUGCGGCACAUGCGCCUGUCCAAGACGGAGCGAGACCGAGAGGCACAGCUGGUGAAAGAUCGGAACUCAAUGCUACGACUGACCAGCAUUGGCUCUGACGAGGAUGACGAGACAGAGACUUAUCAGGAGAAGGUGCACAUGACGUGGACGAAAGACAAGUACAUGGCAUCUCGGGGACAAAAGGCCAAGUCAAUGGAAGGGUUCCAGGACCUGCUUAACAUGCGUCCGGACCAGUCCAAUGUGAGGCGGAUGCAUACAGCAGUGAAGCUCAAUGAGGUUAUAGUUAACAAGUCCCAUGAAGCAAAGCUGGUUUUGUUGAAUAUGCCAGGGCCACCCCGAAACCCUGAGGGUGACGAAAACUACAUGGAGUUCCUAGAAGUACUCACUGAAGGACUAGAGCGAGUCCUUCUUGUCCGAGGUGGUGGCAGUGAAGUGAUCACCAUUUAUUCAUAAUCUACUCCUGAAUGGCUCUGCUUGGCCUCACCUUCUGAAAAGGAUUCUAUCCUCCAUGGAAGUGCCAGCUCUUCAUUACCACUCCCAUCAACAAGAGACCUGUAUUCUGUAUACAUCACACUGAACUCUUAAUGAGCUGAGCCUCAAGUCCUUGUGCAAGAAAGUACACACCGAUCUGUUCUUCGCUACCAUAUGACCUGCUGUCCUUAAAGAAGUAGAUCUUCCCUCAACAUCAGAACAGUGCUCGAGGCCUGCAAGCCAUGCCUGUUCCAGAUGAAGGCAAUUUAGGAUGAACAAACUAAACCAAUAAAAUAAAUUGGUAAAAGAGAUGCUAGAAAGUCAACUGAAGUCAAAAGGCAAAUACACAAGUACACAUCUAACAUUAAAGAUGAGUCUUAGAAGUCAUGAUUCAAUGAUGACACCAUAGGGGUAACAGCCAGAGAAGGACAGCCUCAUCAUACUAAGGAAUUCAUGGCCAAGUACAUGGGGAUCUUACAUCUUUGUGUAGGUGUCUGUGGCAGGCCAAGAUGAAAAUUUUCGUCAGUGCAUCCACUGCUCUCUGGGACUCUUAAUUUUAUAUUAGGGUACUAAUAUGUAAAAACUGAAACAUGAAACUGCAGCCUCUACUUCCUCCGAAACAAGAUUCCCCCGAAAUAUGUUUAGGUACACAUACUAUAUUAUAUAUUUCGGCUGUUUUUCAAAACCCAUUCUGUGGUUAGGAUUGUAAUACAGGCACUGUUACCAUGGAAAUUGUUCUUUAGAAGGCUGGGUAAAAAUUCUUUCAGGUUCUUUUCAAAUGGACAAACUAAGGGAACUCCAAAAGGUAUCUAUCAAGAUCUGGAUAAAUACAGUCUGUAGUUACCUAUGUGAUACGGGCAAAAUACAUAAGCUAUUAUCCAGGAUAUAGAGAUGAUAAUGCAUAUUAACCAACAGAUCCUUUCCUUCUCCCUUUUAUGUCCUCUGGAUUAUGUCCUCUGGAUUAUAGGCACAGAUCAAAAAUCAUAAUAACAAACGCUAGGAAGACUGGCAAAAAUCCUUCCCUAAACCUUUGGACUGUCCUUCAAAGGGGGAAUCCAGCAGUGGAAUUUGAAGUGUAGAGCCAUACUCCUUCCAUAGUGCCAAAGUUACUGAGCUGCUGCUAUUCUUCUUACCUGCUUCACUCAAGUGGUGUAACUGGCAAUGGCCUGAUUCAAGAAACUUCUUUAAGAAACCUGUGGACUUACUCCUAAAGCCAUAGUGAAGACUUGAGGCAUGCGCCUCAGUGCUCAAAGUAUGAGCUUUUUUUUUUUUUUUUUUUUCAAUUCCUUAUUCUGACUGCAGAAACUUGGAUCUGAACUAAAAAAUUAUCCAAGUUAAGUCUUUUGCUAUUUGUUUUCAGAAAACUCAAAAUGUGUCAAGAAAAUACUUGUGCAAACUUCACUAAUUUGCUAACUUAAUGAUCACAAAACAUCUGACUUUCAAGCAUAAGGAAGCUACCCUGUGUGGCUGAGUGGUAAUUUUAUGUGAAGUCUUCAUUUAUUUUACAGGAUAGAUAGGGUAUUUCAAGAAACUAUCUUGCCUGUAUUCAUGGCUGCUUUUGAAAUUCAUUUUAUGAAUGAUAAAUAGUGCCAGUCUUUGAUUACCAGUAGGAUAUGGAGCAAGCUGCUUUGCUCCAUAGUCUGCAGACUAUUCUUACCCUUAUGGACAGAGGAGAAAAACCCUUCAAUAUGACUUAAGAAAUUUGAGUCAUUUUAAUUUAUUCCCUUUCCUCUUCUUUAAAUCUCCAAGCUUAGUCAGGUAGCAUAUUGUAAGUUUUUUUUUUUUUUUUUUCCUGCUGCUUCCUGCAGAGGGUAGAAGCAUUGUUUACAACUUCCAUUGCAACACUCCAUUGCUAAGUUGAGUCCAGCAGUAGCAGAACAAGUCCCCGAGGACCCAAGCUCUUAAUGACCCAUGCUCUAAAGUCAGCUUGCCCAGGAAUUCCUUUAUAUUUACACACACCCUCUGGCCAAAGUGAUACAUGUAUAUGUAUUUUUUUCCGUAUAGAAAAAACGUGGGCAGAAAAUAAGGUUAGUUUUUAGAAGAGCCUUUUGUGGCUGGAGCUCUGUAAGAAUCCUUUAAAGGGAUAAUGGAAUUAGUGGCUGCUAAUAUAGCCCCUAGUGCGCCCCUAAAACAAUCACUGUUACAUGGGGAAGCGGUUCUUGGGCCAGAUUUAAACUCAUCUCUGUCUAGAGCAUUUCAUGUCUACAUGUCACUUAUGUUGUCUGCAAAGCGUCUUGUCUCUUAAUCACUGCAAAUAAAGCAAUACUGAAAACUUGACAAGAGAAUGCAUCUUAGGGGAGGGGGCUAUGUGUUUUAAGCAGGAAGAAAAAGGAAAGACAUCUUCCUGCUUUUUGAAUGAGAUCCAGCUUUUAAGUCUUAGCUGUGACUUUACCAGGGCAGGUUAUGACAAUAUUCAUUUUCUAAUUGCUGGCCCUCUGUGUUGCAUAGCUAUCUUAAAACUGAAGUUUGAAUCGCAGCGUCUGUUUGACAGGUUCCCAGUUCCUCUCGGGGGGGGAAGAUCACCACUUUAUAUCUUCCGUUGCCUCCGAUUCCUGUUGCCCCAGCAAUCCUGCCAAUCCUUACUCCCCCAAACGUGUUAAAAAUCCAUUUUUGUGGAUAUUAAAGUAGUUAUUACACUGUAAGCAUUUUAUGCGCUUUUUUGGUCUGGUUUAUUUUUCUUUUCAUCAUGUAUGAUCUGAAUUCACAUCUUCCACAAGUAUCUCCAACAGAAUUUUUAUGUCCCAGCUUGUGUUAAAUAGAAGUGAAAUAUUAAGAAUAGAUUUAAGAAAAACUUGUGCAACUUUUUUUUUAGUAUUGUUCUCAACCAUUUAAUUUAUUAAAAGGAGAUGCUGCUGUGGUUCUUGAUUUAACAACAACCAUUCUUUUGUUUACAUAGUCAUGGUUUUAUUUGUUGUUUUGCUCUAUAUUGGAAACAUAAAUAAAGUUUUCUACCUUAUUUUCAGUCAA